GAGCUAAUGCGUGCAAACUACGGUAGUAAAAACACAGAGUCCAUGACCUCAGUGUGAACCAAGAUGGCCCACACACUUCUUAUUCCCAUAGUGACGACUUCUUAGAUCCACGGUGACACUUCUCAGACAGGACAGUCCGGUCACAGACAAAGGCUCUUUUUAUUCUCACAUCUUUGAUCCGGUUAGUUUUGGUUUUACCCUCCAGUUACUACAUUCUGUCGUCAUCACAUGGGUGAGGAGGAGCUGCAGCAAUCCUACACUGUACAUUUACUACCAUGUACCAAGUAAAGUGCUGAUUAUUCUUAAAUUCACGACAGAGAGCCGGUGAAGCAGAGAACAGUGACGGAAUAAAAGACAACAGCAGAUCGACACUCAGCUCUCAUGGCUGCCUUUCUGUUCCUGUUGUUCCUUCUGUCUGAAGCAGCUUCUGAUUUUAUCGUGGUACCAGUGCACCCUGGAGAGGAUGCCAUUCUGCCAUGCAGGGCUGCUGACGUCUCCAUCAGAGCUGUAGAGUGGACCAGACCUGACCUGGACCCACCAGAAUACGUCCUCUUCUACAGAGAUGGACACUUGGACACAACCCACCUGCAUCCAUCCUAUAAGGACAGGGUGGACCUGGUGGACAGAGAGCUGAAGGACGGAGAUGUGUCUUUAAUUCUGAAGAAUGUGCGGAGACAGGACAGAGGAACAUACGAGUGUCGAGUAGCAUCAGGUGGUUUCACACAUACAAAGAGAGCAAUCCUUGACUCUGAGCCAAUCAGAACCAUCCGACUGCAGAUUACCGAUUCAAACAGUGGACACGACAACAAUGAAAACUCCACUCCUGUAGGCCGAUACGUUGGAUUGGGAGUAGGUUUUGCACUGCUUUUUUUAACUGGACAGUUAAUUCUGGACAGAUGUCUAUUUGCACAAUAUAGACUAUGUUGAUUUGCACCGGUCCGCCACACAAGGCUCAUUUAAGGCGGGCACUUUAAACGUACAUUUUUAUAUUUUCUCUACUGUAUUUAUGUAUUGUAUUGUAUUUUUAUUUAUUGUAUUGUAUUUAUUCUCUUGAUGCUUUAUGCUUAUGAUCUUUUUAUGGACAUUAACGCGGGUCUGAGCUCAGUAAUUUCCAUUUUUAUGCAUGAAAUACACUUGACUUGAUAUUAAUAAGUAUGAGAUUAUUAUCUUGAUUAUUGGCAUAAGUGAAUGCCAUGAUGGCAAAGGCGUCUGGACUUUUUUGAAAACAAAUAUUUUGCCCAGUGAAUAAGUUAUAAUGCAUAUUUUUAUAUUUAUAUAUUUUAUAUUUU
Messenger RNA from Perca fluviatilis (European perch), 1289 nucleotides. Its product is annotated as butyrophilin-like protein 2. The coding region runs from base 382 to 927 and encodes 181 amino acids. The record is from RefSeq and is a predicted model, not a curated record. Lineage: Eukaryota; Metazoa; Chordata; Actinopteri; Perciformes; Percidae. The transcript is spliced from 3 exons.